Molecule: messenger RNA, 1101 nt
Organism: Scutellospora calospora
Lineage: Eukaryota; Fungi; Glomeromycota; Glomeromycetes; Diversisporales; Gigasporaceae
Source: the annotation of a GenBank genome assembly
AUGAGCUGUCUUACAGAAUCUCAAACUUUACCUGACUAUUAUCAAAUAUUAGAAAUUUCACCUUCUGCUCCAGAACAAGAGGUUAGAAAGGCCUAUAGAAAAUUAGCAUUAAAAUAUCAUCCAGACAAAAAUAUAAAACAACGUGUUAUUACGUCAAAUACUACGGUAAACGAACACUUUAUUUCAAUCAACGAAGCUUAUAAUAUUCUGGGGAAUGCAGAGACUAGAGCUAAUUAUGAUGUACACCGUCUUACCGGUACCUCACCUUUAAAUCACCCUCCUAGCACGUUAGAUAAAAUGCAUAAGAGAUUUCGUGAAAUCAUGAAAGGCAAAGAAAUUAUUUCAGAGCUUUCUAAAUUAUUUAUGGAUAGAUCAGUCGAGUUAGGUUGGGUAGCAGUUAAUACUGAAAAACAACUUUUUAGUGCAUAUGAAAGGGAAAUAUCUUUAAUAGAAUCAAGUAUUCUUUCUGAACCUGAAGAAUCUUCUUUUAUUGAUUCUGAUGAUCAAUAUGAUCAUGACCUUUCUGUUAAUUACCUUCCUGAAGAUGAUAUUAUUCAAAUCGUAGAAAAUCCUCAAUGGAUAGUUAUUGAUAAAGAAACUUUAAUUCGUAGUAAUUUAUUUUCUGAUUUUGUUGAAUCGCAAGAUUUACUUAUUAAAUCCAUUUCAGAUGUAGUUUCACCAUUAAUGAUGGCUUGUUCUUAUGGCACGUGGAUGAAUGAUAGUAAGGUGGCAGUAUUGGAUCGAAUUAAAUUAUUACAAAGAAGAAUUACAAAAUAUUUAGAAGUUAUGAACCAAAAGAUUAAUGCAGAUGAUCAAGCUCUUGAUUUCAUAAUUGAUAAAAUAAAAACAGGAAAAAUUCAGGAACAAAUCGCAAACUUAAGCAAACAUCCCAUAAUGGAUAAAAUGGAUGGCGGUAAAUUCGGUCAAAAUGUACAUCCAUUAUUGAAUUUAGCCGCAUUAAUAGGGCCAACAUUUGCGGGAUGUGCAGUUACUGUUCAUUUCAAUGAAGGGGAUUUAGAAAGUUUUAUAAAAUUUAUCGAUUUAUUUGAUCGCGUUGUUGCAUUGUUUGUAAAUGAGUUUCAAAUAGAUAUUACUAGAUAA